Messenger RNA from Pieris napi, 3467 nucleotides. Its product is annotated as protein phosphatase 1L. Gene Ontology annotation, molecular function: cation binding; protein serine/threonine phosphatase activity. Gene Ontology annotation, biological process: protein dephosphorylation; positive regulation of canonical Wnt signaling pathway; negative regulation of canonical NF-kappaB signal transduction. NCBI's taxonomy places the organism in Eukaryota, Metazoa, Arthropoda, Insecta, Lepidoptera, Pieridae. Bases 29 to 1423 code for a protein of 464 amino acids. Gene Ontology annotation, cellular component: nucleus; cytosol. The record is from RefSeq and is a predicted model, not a curated record. The transcript is spliced from 2 exons.
UUGCUUAUUUAAUUUUUUUUGCUUAGAAAUGGAAGACGAAUUAGAGGAUCGAGUUUUACAUCAAACAUACUUGUCUUUUAUGAAAAUUUUGUCGCGCUUUAGUAGUAGUGUUGCUUUAGACACCCCAACGAGCUAUUUCUGGAAGAUGGUGCGUCUUUAUUUAUUGCGCUCGGAAGUGCUCAUUUUCACAUUUGGAAUAGUAGUAGUCUUCAUGUACUUACAAACUAUAGGAUUAUGGAGCCGUACGUUACUAAGCAGGCUAUCGCAUGCCGUAAAUCCAAUAAAUGCAGUCCAAAGAAUGAAGUUGAUGGAAGGCUCGGAUGCGGACAAACAGAGUUGGGAGUUAAAGGGGUCAUUGAGUGCGGUUUAUGCAAUUAGAGGAAGGAGAAUGCACAUGGAAGAUAAGUUUAUAAUAAAUGAAAAUAUAAAUGACACAGGCAUUUCUUUAUUUGCUAUAUUUGAUGGACACGGCGGAGAUUUUGCAGCUAAUUAUGCACAAGAACAUCUAAUACAAAAUCUGUACAAUAAGGUUGUAGAGUUGAGUGCAUUUAAAGAUGGCAAACUUCCUGAAACCCCUAAAAAUGAAAGCCCGGAUGAACAUAAGAAAGAAGAGAAAGAAAAUAAUAUAAGUGUUGAAAGAAAAAGCAGUUUCAAAAAGUCUGUGAGUACUGCUGAUGAUACUUCUAAAAAGGAGAUUACAGACCCACAACUUUUAGCUCAAUUAAAUAAAGCGAGACCAAUUACAAGAGAAGUAAGACCAAUUAAACCAGUAAAAAAUGUGUCUGUUCCCUUGUCUAGUUAUAUUUUAAAAGGAAAAAUUAAUUAUGGUAAACUGUUGACUGAUGAAGUUCUAGCUGCUGACCAAUUGCUUGUGGAAGCUGCCAAACGUUCUAUGAAUGUUGCUGGAACAACUGCUCUGAUUGCUGUUUUAGAGGAUAAUAAUCUUAUAGUUGCCAAUGUGGGAGACUCAAGAGGUGUUAUGUGUGAUUCCCGUGGAAAUGCUAUUCCAGUGUCUUUUGACCAUAAACCACAACAGGUUCGAGAACAAAAAAGAAUAGAAGCUGCUGGUGGCUACAUAGCAUUUAAUGGAGUCUGGAGAGUAGCUGGAAUCUUAGCUACAUCUCGAGCAAUGGGUGACUAUCCAUUAAAAGAUAAAAACUUUGUUAUUGCUAAUCCUGACAUUUUGACAUUUAAUUUAGAAGACCAUAAGCCAAUGUUUUUAGUCCUUGCCUCAGAUGGUUUAUGGGAUACCUUUUCAAAUGAAGAAGCUGUUAAAUUUAUAAAAGAGAGAUUAGAUGAACCAGACUUUGGAGCGAAAAGUUUGACACUCCAGGCCUACUAUAGAGGCUCCGUUGACAACAUCACAGUAUUAGUUAUUAAUUUUAUGCAAGAGAAAUAUUCCACCGCAACUCUCACAGAAUAAUCAUAUUAUUGGUGUUGUAAAUGUGUAAUGUUUAUGAGCAAAUUUAAAAAACUUGAAAUUUGCUCAUUUUGUCUUAAAUGUUAUGUGGUGGUAUUUUAAAGGCCAAAGGAAAUGCAAUGUAUUUCCAGCUAUACUAUACAAUUAAUGUUGUACAUUAAAAUUUUUACUCCAAGUCAAAUUGGCAAUUUUGUACUUACAUACACAAUCAAACAGUAUAGUACAGCCUUUUCAUAUAAAUAUUGAAAUCUUAUUUAUUGAUGUUUGAAUUAACAAAUUUAAUCAAUACUGAAUAUUUUUUCAAAAUUUUCAUAAUAUCACUUAUUGUAAGUAGAUGUCCAGAUCUAUGUAAUAGAAGAUUGAUAUUUUGAAAUAUGUGUAUUUAGAAAUCGAAUAUAAGUGGUUGUGAUUGUGGAAAAUGUUUAACCUUUUUAAAACAUAAAGAAUUUACAUUUUAACUAAAAAACCCGAACUAUUGUUGUCAAAUAUUUACAUUUUUUUGCCUUACGAAGGCUUAGAUGUUCCUAAUAUUAGUUUUAUAGUGUUGCACGUAAUUCCUUAAGGGCAUUUGUUAAUGAGUUUUGAUGUUAAUCUUUGUUUAGAGCUUUACCCUGGCCUUACGUUUUUAUGAUGUAGUUAUUUUGAUUUAUAUAAGGUACUAUAAUAUGAUUAUAUAAGGUGAUUGAUAAGAAAGCAAAGAGACUUCUCUGCCUACCAACUUUUGUUUCGCCGAAUUAAAACUUCAAGAGUCACGUGACGUCACGUGAUUAACCCACGGAGACUAAACUUCUGACGUAGGUUUUUGUAUCUCAGGUGUGUGUUUUUUAACAAUGGCGUCACAAUGCGAGUAGCACUAAGUAGUUAAAAAAAUAAGCCCCCUUUUCAUAAAAAAAUAUAAUAGUCUUGUUUUAAGUAAAGUACUUAUCUGUCUCCUAAAGAGUACUUUAUUUAGAAAGCUGAUUUGAGUUUUGUAUGAAUAAAGGGGAAAGAGGAGGAAGUGUUUAUCUACAUUAUUAAGUUUCUAUCCUAAAUGUGACGUUUAAGAAAAUAAUUUUGUUAGCUAUUAAUAUUUGCAUUGAUAUGAUAUAACUCAUGCAAUACCUGGCUGUUAUCCAGUUGCAAUUAUGGAUCUUCAAAUAAAGAUGACUUAGUGCUAAUUAUGAAAUCGUUUGUGUUUAUGUUGCCAUUAACUAGUCAUGUUAAAUGUUCAUAUUAAAUUUGUAUUUACCUAUUAUUUGUGAUAAAUUACGUAAAUGAAUUAGGGAGUAUUUUUAUAUUCAAACAAGUAUGAUUCAGAUAAGUCAGUAAGGCCUAUUUUAUAGUACAACAGUCUACAUCUAGUCUCAAGUGGGUCCAACAUUUCCAUGAAUAGUGUUAUUUGGAUUUGCUUUGGCAGCCUUCGAUUUCUUAGCGGUAAUUGAUUCGCACAGACUCGUCACAUUCACAUACAUCGUAUUAAGAAAUUUCAGUGGUUUAUAAUGUUACUAUUGGUUUAUUUAGUCGCGAGUAUUCUUCGUUGCGUUGCUAAUAUAAACUAACAUGUUUUAGUACCUACAUAAAAUUCAUCACAAACGCAUAUGCAUGCGGUUAAGUUUUUGUAAUUGGCACAUUUUUGUUUAAGUACGUAUUCAAUGGUGCUAAUUGUGAUGUAUGCGAAUUGAAAAUUAAAUAAUGUAAAGUGUUUCCCAGGACUGGGGUGGGGUAAGAUUCAGAAAUGAGACUUAGGGCAUUUUACUCUCGGACGUCAAAAAUGUAUUUGAAGUAUACUUGCAUCUGUCAAAAUCAUUGGCAGAAAAGUAGGUAUUUCGCCCUGUCUUCUUUCUGAAUCUCACCCUGGUUAGGGAGUGCCAAACCUCAAAGUAUUGAUUUUAGAAUAGCGGGCCUCUGUGUACAUCAUUUUUAGCACCAUUUUCCUAUAUUCUUACGUUCUAGGUGUUUUUUAAUUAUUCGGUCACAAUACUAAAAACGGGAUUCUUUUAAAAGACACACGUGUACGUAAAAUUGUAAUAUGUGUUAACUAAUACUGUGAAUAAAGAAUGUAUAUAAA